Rotaria sp. Silwood2 is the source of this 714-nucleotide messenger RNA. NCBI's taxonomy places the organism in Eukaryota, Metazoa, Rotifera, Eurotatoria, Philodinida, Philodinidae. The record is from the annotation of a GenBank genome assembly.
AUGGAAAAACAAAAAAACAUUGAAUUUAAUGAUGCAAUUAAUCAAUGUUUAUUAACUUUAAAGGAAAAAAUUGAACCAUUCUUGAACCAUGUUUUUAUUAAACGACAACAAGCUGCAUUUUUUGAAAAAAUGAAAAUUAUUUCAAAUGAUGAAAUUAUUUGUAUACAGGUGGAUUUUAGUGAGAAUUUUCGUUUAUGUAUGCAAAAUGCUGUUCAAAAUUCUUAUUAUUCUCAAGAUGCUGUAUCUUUAUUUACUGCUUAUGUGUGGUAUGCAGGUGGUGGUGGUGAAUCUUUCGUGUACAUUUCCAACAACUUAACACAUGAUAAAUACUGUGUCAAUGCUUCAACUGAUAAUUUAUUCGAACAAUUAACCCAACGAUUUCAACAUCUACAACAAAUUCAUAUACUUUCGGAUGGAUCAAGCCAGCAGUUCAAACAGAAAUUUUUGUUUCGAAAUGUAUGUCGUUUCUCACAACAACAUAAGGUAGAUUUAAGUUGGCAUUAUUUUGCUACCUCUCACGGCAAAGGUGUCGUGGACGCCGUGGGAGGGACUUUGAAACGUCUCGUACAUCGUGCAAUUAUGAGUGGUGAAAGAUGCACCUCGGCUGCAGAUUUUGUGAAAAUUGCUCAAUCAAAAACAACUACAAUCAAUCUCAGAGAACUAACACAAGAUUGGAUCGAUGAAUCGAAAGGUCAACUUGAACAGUUGUUCUAA